AUGGGCCAAUACUGGUUUUCACCGUGGAUCCCACACAUGGGGCCAUGGGAGGUCGGACCAGGACCUGACAGUCCACACCACGGGUACAUUCCCAGGUCAUCCGGUGGAGCCAACAUGGAAGCUCACAGGGAUGUAGAGAUUGUUCGUCCGUACUUUUUGCAGGUACCUGGUACCUCCUGGGGGGUACCCCUCGCACCCACCCUGCACCCGCCAGGAGGUGCCAGGUACCUCGACAGGUACCCCCUCACUUCCCUACCAAAAAUCAAAAUGAUGGUGGCCUUCUACUCCAAGAAGAAAAGUAAGAUUGUUCCAAUUAGAUGUAGAUAUAUUACAACAGAUAUUAAAAAAUGCCAAAAAAGUGACUUGUGGCUUGGGACUCUGGGAGUGAAACUAGGUGAAAAAGAGAGGGGGGUACCUGAGGUACCUGCAAUGGGUACCUUGGGUACCCCCCGGGAGGUGUCUGGUGUGUUUUCAGACCAUCAGGACCCAUAUUGGAGGGUCCUGGUUGAAGGUGGAAUGAGGGUCAGCGGUUGUGGAACCAACGUGUGCAACGAGCCCACGUGCUCCCGACCGAUUGGAAUGUGGUUUUUCAGAACCAUUGGCAAAAAAGAUGCUCAAUUUGUGGAACUGACGACAAAAUUGGAGCUCACAGAGCUUACCAAAAUUUUACAGAGCCAAUCUUGUGGGUUCCACCAACGGUGGGCUGCUACGCUAUGCUGCACUAAACAGUCCACUAAUGCUAGCGUAGCAACCCUCAAAACAGUGCGCCAAACCUGUAGCGUUAGCGUGCUGAUAGUGCCACUACGCUAUGCUACAGCGCUUUUAGCGGCAAAAACCACUAAAAAGUGCUGUAGUGUAGCAAACAUUAGCGGUGUCGUGGUGAAAUUCCACUGUGCUACGCUUAACACUAAUGGGAAUUCUGCUGUGUUACGCUACACUAACCGCUACGAAGGGGGUCAGACAAGAAAAGACACAGUGCACAGCGGCCCCCGUCCAGGGUGUACCAGGGGAUUCCCGGUCGAAACCCCCAAGGUCUGGGGGUUUUCAGCAUCCAACUGGAUGCCGCAUCUCCCAAGGCCAAUACCAAACCCUGAACCCGUCCGCGGGUUGACUGGAUUCUUCCGGAUUUUCGGGGUCCGGGUUGGAACCCUAGUCUCCCACACCAGGUAUAUCUCAUAUGGGAAUAUUUCUCAAAGCUAG
Puccinia graminis f. sp. tritici CRL 75-36-700-3 is the source of this 1200-nucleotide messenger RNA. RefSeq lists its product as uncharacterized. Lineage: Eukaryota; Fungi; Basidiomycota; Pucciniomycetes; Pucciniales; Pucciniaceae. Bases 1 to 1200 code for a protein of 399 amino acids. The record is from RefSeq and is a predicted model, not a curated record. The transcript is spliced from 7 exons.